AUGAGGCAACUUGGAGUCCCCACUGAUGUACGAGGUCUGCGCACCACAGCAGGCAGCACCAGCGGCGGCUGGCGAGGCGGCCUGGGGAGCUCCAUCACAGCGUGUAAGAAGGUUCUUCGAAGCAACAGUCUGCUAGAGUCUACAGACUACUGGUUACAGAAUCAGAGGACGCCGUGCCAGAUUGGUUUUGUGGAAGACAAGUCUGAAAACUGCGCUUCCGUUUGCUUUGUGAACCUGGAUGUGAACAAGGAUGCGUGCAGCACGGAGCACCUGCAGCAGAAAUUGGUCAACGUUUCACCAGAUCUUCCAAAACUUAUCAGCUCCAUGAAUGUCCAGCAGCCAAAAGAAAAUGAAAUUGUUCUUCUAAGUGGGUUAACAUCCGGAAAUCUCCAGGCAGAUUUUGAAGUUUCACAGUGCCCUUGGCUGCCAGAUAUCUGCUUGGUCCAGUGUGCGAGAGGAAACAGGGCAAACAGUACCAACUGCAUCAUCUUUGAAAUCAACAAAUUUUUGAUCGGUCUGGAACUGGUGCAGGAACGGCAGCUCCAGCUGGAAACAAACAUCCUGAAGGUGGAAGAUGACACAAACUGUUCCCUGUCUUCAAUUGAAGAAGACUUUCUCACCGCAUCGGAGCACCUGGAGGAGGAAACUGAGGUGGAAGAAUACAGGAAUGGUUAUGAAAAUAUAAAUGCCUCCGCUCAUGUUUUGGAAAGUCAAAAACCAAAGGAAGUCACUCAGGAGGAAUGCAAUGACAACAAGAAAAAUUUGCUUUAUCCUUCGGAAGACAAAUGCAUUAGCAGAUCUCAUACCACACUGAUUAAAGCAGAAGGAUCUCUGGAAAAAGUAGAAGGCACCAUUUUACAGAGCCUCGAUUCAUCAGCCGAGCCAUCAGAGUGGACAGGCAAAGCUGUGCAGAAUGAGAAGCCAGCCAGAAAUUACUAUUCCCCAGAGAGUUAUAAAGGGCAUGUAGAAAAGUCACAGGCACCAUAUAUUCCAGGGGAUGUUCAUUUCCCUGGGAUGGUUAAGAAAGGUGGGCCUUCCGUGCACGGUACCCUCACUGAGCAUGGCAGCAGCUUAGACCCAGGCGACCCUGAAGACGGCACAAACUCUCUUCCUCCCCACCAAGAUGGAGAAGGCACCGCUGGGGAGUAUGCCACAAAUUUAGCAGAAUCCGUGCUACAGGAUGCGUUUAUUCGGUUAUCUCAGUCGCAGCCUACGCCACCCCAGGAAUCUGCAGUCGGUGUUUCUGUAGGAAGCGCUCUGCUACCCAGUGGCUGUUCCACAAAAGGUAUGGUGGUCCCGCGGUCAUGGAAUGAGCUCCCCAAAAUCGUCAUCGUUCAGAGUCCAGAUGGCAGCGAUGCUGCCCCUGAGGCAGGCAUCUCCUCGUGGCCUGAGAUGGAAGUCUCUGUUGAAACCUCAGGGGUCCUCUCUGGAGAGAACUCCGGCAGACACCCUCAGAGCGCUCUGGAAGUUGCGUUAGCUUGCGCGGCCACUGUGAUUGGAACUAUUUCCAGUCCACAGGCCACAGAGAGACUUAAAAUGGAGCAAGAAUCUUUGGUUUCACCCCGUCCACUGGGAGGCAGUGACCACCUGCAAAGUCAAAUAUCCCAAGUCCUCAAGGAACCUUCUGUCAGCGAAUACUCCUUUCCAUCUGCCUUGUGUGGCAUGACCCAGGUGGCGAGCGCCAUUGCUGUUUGUGGCCUCGGCGAAUCGGAAGAGGCGAAGGCUCCAAGUGGCCUCUCGUGUGCAGCUGAGGCUCAUGCAGAAGUCCCCCCACUCUGCGGUUUGGCGACAGGUAGCAGCGUGGAGCUGGGAAGCGAGGCCAUCGCACAGGUAUUACUCCAGGAGGCUGCGCUGGUUUUAACAAGGCCCGACCCCCACAGCGGCAUCGGAGACCUCAUGGAAUCGGUGAGCAGGAGAAUCCUAGAAACGGCUUCAAAGCCUCAGACCCUGUGCUCAGAAAACGUCCUCAGGAAUGAGCUGGCACAGACCCUCUCUAAUGUUAUUCUGGAGCAUUCCAUUGAUGAAGCUCUCCAGAGAAACAGAACAGUUGAUCCCAAUGUUAGCAGACAUUCAUCUGAGACUCUUGACACCUUGAUGGAAAGUACAAACCAGCUGCUCUUCAGUGUGAUAUGCUUCACAUUCAAGAAGAUGAGGCAUUUUGUACAGCUUGGUGAAUGGCCCACUGUCCUUGCUAAUGAGACCAUCAGAUGGAGGGAAACGGACUUAGGCUGCCAGCCACCUGAUCAGGCUGCUAGUCUAGCGUGGACAAGAGCCACCGAACAUUCCAGCGGCCAGCCACUUGGUGGCAAUCCGCGGAGUGCCAGUCUUGUUACCAAUGAUCUUCUAGAUGACAUUUAUCUGAAGCAAGAUAGGAGGGGCCCGGCAAAGCCAGGCCUCUUCAAGAAUCCCACGCUGCAAUCUGAAUUGCCCUGUAGUCCCAGGGGGCCAGAUUCUUCACCUGCUAAAACACCCCCCAAGGAAAUAGAUCUAAAAGGAACAGUGGGAGAAGAUCCAGACAAGCCUCAUCAGACACCCAGUUACAAUGAGAAUGAGUUCAGAGCCUCUUCAGAGAGAGAGAGGACGCUGACCGUGGGCAAGUACAGCAGAGGUUCCCAGGAUGCCAAGGACAGCGUCAGUAUAAACGCCCAGGAGAAGUAUAAUCAUACCUCACGUCUGAACAGUGAGAUUCAAGUUAACCUGUCUUUGUUAGGGAACGACUUCCCCCUUCCUGCUCAAUCCACGCUACAGGCAAAACAUGCAGACCUAUACUGCAUUACAGACUUUGCGGAAGAAUUAGCAGAGAUGAUUGUCUCCAUGGCAACCGAAAUCGCAGCAAUUUGCCUUGACAACUCCAAUGGAAAACAACCCUGGUUUUGUGCAUGGAAAAGAGGGAAUGAGUUUCUGGUUACCCCGAACGUAUCCUGCCGAUCCUUGAAGAGGAAGAAGGAAAGCCAGACCAGCGGGGCCACAGUGAGGAAGCACAAACCACCACGGCUCAGCGAGAUCAAGAGGAAAACGGAUGAGCACCCAGAGCUUAAAGAGAAGCUGAUGAACAGGGUGGUGGACGAGUCCGUGAACCUUGAGGACAUCCCGGAUUCGGUCAGUGUUUUUGCAGACGAAGUGGCAGCCAAGAUCAUGAACCUAACAGAGUUCUCCGUGGUGGACGGCGUCUGGCAAGCCCAGAGCUAUCCCCGGAACCGGUUACUCAGUGGAGACAGGUGGAACCGACUGCAGGCUUCCAGCUGUGAAAGCAUUCCAGAGGAGGACUCCAACGCCAGGGCCUACGUAAAUAGCCUGGGUUUCAUGAGUACCCUAAGUCAGCCAGUUAGCAGGGCCAGCUCUGUCUCCAAGCAGUCCAGCUGCGAGAGCAUCACUGAGGAGUUUUCCAGGUUCAUGGUGAACCAGAUGGAAAAUGAAGGAAGAGGGUUUGAGUUAUUGCUGGAUUACUACGCAGGCAAGAAUGCCAGCAGCAUCCUGAACUCAGCCAUGCAACAGGCGUGCCGUAAAAAUGAGCACCUCAGCGUGAGGCCAAGCUGUCCCUCUAAGCAGUCCAGCACCGAGAGCAUAACAGAGGAAUUCUACAGGUACAUGCUGAGGGACAUCGAAAGAGAAAACAAGGACAGCACGUCCUCCAGACGAAGCAGCCAGGAUUGGACAGCUGGCCUACUGUCACCUUCUCUGCGAUCCCCCUUGUGUUACAGACAGUCAUCCAUGCCAGAUAGCAGACCCCUGGGUGCCAGGCUAACGGUGAACACGCCCAUCAAAGCCAGCUCCUUAGAUGGCUUUACUCAAAACAGCCAGCAAGAUUUCCUAAGUGUACAUCCGGUCAGUAGCACUUCCUCAUCCGGUCUCUGCAAAUCUGACUCUUGCUUGUAUCGGAGAGGUGGAACCGACCAGAUCACCAACAUGUUAAUUCACGAGACGUGGGCAAACUCCAUCAAGGCCCUCAUGCGAAAGAACAAAAUUAUAGCGGAUGAUGCUGAGGCAGCUGAGCCUGUUCCUGGUGGCUCUCCCAGGCAAAUGGAGAGAGGUGCAAACAGAUCAUCUUCAAGCAGGGCACAAAGUGGGCCCACUCUUCUGGCGCAGGAGUCCAUCGAUAACCCGAGGAAAGACUCCAUUACCGAAAGCAAGCAUCCCCCAGUGUCAGCUCAGAGCAAAGCUUUUCCUCUUACAAACCACAACGGUUUAGAUUCUAAAAAGGAAACGUCUUCGUGCCAUGGGUCUGUCCCUGUAAGCCACAGCAGGUGGUCCCUGUGCGCCAGGGAUGUACCUUUAAUUCAAAUUGAAACAGAUCAGAGAGAAGAGUGUGUUGGAGAACCUGAACACUUCUCUUCCAAAAGCAGCCCCCUAGAGGAAGCAGAGGAGCAUUUGAAAGAUGGAAAAGUCCCCCAUGUGGCGAGGGAUGGAGACAUUGCCGAGAGUGCCUGCCAAAACCCCAGUGCCGGCCUUGAUGUAGCAGAGGCGGAGGUGUCCGCAGAAGGCAGAGCCCCCGAUGAGUUUCCCAACCUUCCCAGCAGCAGUGGGGAGAGCACAGACAGCUGGUCCCAGCUCACCAACGAGGAGGACAAUCCACAUGAUACCAGUAGCUUUCUUCAGCUCAGCGAGCGAUCCAUGAGCAAUGGCAACAGUAGUGCCACUAGCAGUCUUGGCACUGUGGACCUGGACAUUUAUCAGGAAAGCAUGCCUUCUCCCAUGAUUAAUGAAUUAGUAGAAGAAAGGAGACUCUUAAAGGACAGUCAGAAAACGUAGAGGAAGGCGCCUCUGGAGUGCAGGUGGGAGCGGCCAGCCCCCAGGGGAGCCUGCUGGUGAUCAACUUGACCUGGAGCCAGAGUGCCCUGACGCUGAGCUUCGAGCCACUCUGCAGUGGAUAGCAGCCUCUGAACUUGGGAUCCCC
Molecule: messenger RNA, 4894 nt
Organism: Lynx canadensis (Canada lynx)
Lineage: Eukaryota; Metazoa; Chordata; Mammalia; Carnivora; Felidae
Gene: SPHKAP
Product: SPHK1 interactor, AKAP domain containing
Cellular component (GO): cytoplasm
Molecular function (GO): protein kinase A binding
Source: RefSeq, a predicted model, not a curated record